AGGACCGGCGCCGGCGGCCGGCCGGCAGAUGGACCAACCUCUGAAUCCUUAUAAAGGCUUGGAAGCCCAGGACGGUUACUUCUUCCACCGCCCCAAAGAGAAAAUGCGAACGGACAGCAAUAAUGAAAACUCAGUUCCGAAGGACUUUGAGAAUAUCGAUACUAGCAACUUUGUUCCUAGGACGCAGAAGCAAAAACGCCAGCCAGAGCUGAUGAAAAAGCCCCUUAGCAAACAGAAGGAGCACUUGAGGAAAAAACUGGAGCAGGAGGAAAAGAUGAAGGAGAAUUCUCUCCUGGGGAAGAGCUCUAACGAAGUGCUGCGCUACAACAACCAGGCCUUGAAGAACAGCAGCAACUUGAAGGAUAUUCAUAGAUCUCCCAAGCAGCAUCACUUGAAAAAGUCGGGCAACGGCUCACCUGAGAUCAGGUACGAGCCGCCCCCAAAAUGUGAGAUUUCAGGCAAGGAGGCAAUAUCGGCUUUGUCCAGAGCCAAGUCAAAACAGUGCCGGCAGGAGAUUGCGGAGAUGUACUGUCAGCACAAGCAGGGGAAGCUAAUGCCGGAGCUGGUGACUCGUUUCUGUCCUCUGGAAGGAAAAGCCAGCAACAAUGUACAAUGGGAUGAGGACUCCAUAGAGUACAUGGCGGCCAACCCCGUCAGGAUUGCUUUUGUCUUGGUUGUUCAUGGCAGAGCUUCUCGGCAGCUGCAGCGCAUGUUUAAGGCUAUUUACCAUAAAGAUCAUUUUUAUUACAUUCAUGUUGACAAGCGAUCCAAUUACUUAUACCGACAAGUCCUCCAGUUUGCAAGCCAGUACCCAAAUGUCAGAGUCACCUCUUGGCGUAUGGCUACUAUCUGGGGAGGAGCGAGCCUUCUGACUACCUACCUGCAAAGCAUGCGUGAUUUAAUGGAAAUGAAGGACUGGCCGUGGGAUUUCUUCAUCAACCUCAGUGCCGCUGACUAUCCAAUCAGGACAAACGAGCAGCUUGUCUCAUUCUUGUCAAGAUAUCGCGAUAUGAAUUUCUUGAAGUCACAUGGAAGAGACAAUGCAAGAUUUAUUAGGAAACAAGGUUUGGAUAGGCUUUUCCUGGAAUGUGAUACACACAUGUGGCGCCUUGGAGACAGAAAAAUUCCUGAAGGGAUAACAGUUGAUGGAGGUUCAGACUGGUUUCUGCUAAACAGGAAGUUUGUGGAGUACGUCACGUUUUCUAGCGAUGAUCUGGUGACGAAGAUGAAGAGGUUCUACUCUUAUACGUUGCUUCCAGCUGAAUCCUUCUUUCAUACCGUCCUCGAAAACAGCCCUCAUUGCAACUCCAUGGUGGACAACAAUCUGCGCAUCACCAACUGGAACCGUAAGCUGGGCUGCAAAUGUCAGUACAAGAACAUCGUUGACUGGUGCGGCUGUUCUCCUAAUGACUUCAAGCCCACAGAUUUCCACCGGUUCCAGCAAACUGCCAGGCCGACCUUCUUCGCACGCAAAUUUGAAGCUGUGGUGAAUCAAGAAAUAAUUGGCCAACUGGACUAUUAUUUAUAUGGCAACUAUCCAUCAGGCACGCCAGGCCUUCGGUCAUACUGGGAGAACGUAUAUGAUGAACCAGAUGGUAUCCACAGCGUCAGUGAUGUCGCACUGACCAUGUAUCACUCGUUUUCCCGCUUGGGUCUGAGGAGAGCGGAGGCCUCUUUCCACACAGACAGCGACAACAGCUGCCGGUAUUAUCCAAUGGGCCACCCAGUUUCAGUCCACCUCUACUUCCUGGCGGACCAUUUUCAGGGCUUCCUUGUUAAACAUCAUGCUACCAAUUUGGCUGCCAGCAAGUUGGAGACCUUGGAAACAUGGGUGAUGCCCAAGAAGGUCUUUAAGAUUGCAAGCCCCCCAAGUGAUUUUGGAAGGCUGCAGUACUCAGAGACUGGAACUGACUGGGAUGCCAAAGAGAGAAUAUUCCGAAACUUCGGUGGACUUAUUGGGCCCAUGGACGAGCCCAUUGGCAUGCAGAAAUGGGGGAAGGGUCCAAACGUCACCGUUACCAUCAUCUGGGUGGACCCCAUAAAUGUCAUUGCCGCUACCUAUGACAUUCUCAUAGAAUCCAGUGCGGAGUUUACUCACUACAAGCCACCUCUGAAUUUGCCCCUCCGGGCAGGAGUCUGGACUGUUAAAAUUUUGCAUCAUUGGGUACCAGUUGCUGAAACCAAAUUCUUAGUGUCUCCUGUGACGUUUUCCAACAGGCAACCCCUCAGACAAGAUGAAGCCUUGAAGUUACAUAGUGGACCCCCCAAUAACGCCUACAUGGAGCAGAGCUUCCAAGGCCUGAACCCCGUUCUGAGCAUUCCCCUCAAUGCUGCACACAUGGAGCAGGCAAAGAAGAAUGCUGCCCUCACAGGCGCCAAGUUGGAGAACUGGGUGGAUAGCUUGGUCGGCAGUGUGUGGUCAGCUGUGGAUAUCUGUAGCACAGGGCCCACUUCCUGCCCAGUCAUGCAGGCUUGUAGCCAAACUUCAUGGAGUUCACUCAGUCCAGACCCGAAGUCUGAGCUGGGCCCCGUUAAACCUGAUGGACGGUUGAGGUAGCACCUGGUGUAAUGCCUUUUGUUGACUUAAAAGGGAAUUUAACUUUGUGCUCUUGUGACUCGGGGUACAUUUGCACUUCAGAAAAUUUCAGCUGGUUUUCAACCAGUCAUGCUUUCUCCAAGGAAACGGAGUUUUCAUGAGGCUGCUAGGAAUUCCAAAACUGCCCUGAUAUUUCAUUGCAGGCUUCAAGAGGCCAAGAUGGGACCAGGAAGGCAAGCCUAGUUAAAAUCUACAUUUAAUCUUCUCUGCACAGAUGUACCUUCUGAGUUCUAAAUUCAGUCUGAGCCAUUUUUGCAAAAGGAAAGGCGUUUCAGACCUAAUGGCAAAAUGGUUGCUAAAAUAGCAGGGGGGGGUAGGGGGCAAUUUCAGUUUCCCUCCUACAUCCCAUUCCCCUUUAUCAUGCAAUCCAGUAGAGACCUGGUCCCAAGAUCCAUGUUUGCCUCUAGUUUAACCUUAGGAUGCCCUUGAAAAGAUGGAAGGUUGGAACAGGUUAACGCUCAGCAUUAAAAGCCACUGUGAUAAGAAGUGAGAGAUCCGUGCAUUUCUGCACUGGAUCUUUUUACUUUUCCAGCAGGCUUCAAUGCCUGUAUUACUUUUAGGACAUGGCAAACUGUUAAAAUCUGAGACUGAAGCGCGUACAUUUUAUUCAUAUUCAAACAACAUUGUAAAACUAGUUUUCCUUCCCAGUUGAGGCUUUUUUGCAUAAGUCGUGCAGUUUUUCCCUCCCUCCUUUUCUGUUCGAAUCCUGAGUCGUGAUGUCGUUGAAAACCGCAAAGCAUUUUUUGCAGGCUUUAUUUAUAAAGCAGGUAAUUAAUAUAAUCUAAUAAAACCGUCCCCAUUUUGUGGCCCAUAUAUCACUUCCGUGACUAUUAAUUAGAGUUAAGCCAAUGCCUUGGAAGGGCAAUUAAAUCCUUCUACCGAAAGCGAGUAGCAAGAAAAAGCUGAAUUCCCUUUUAAAAGAUGGCUGCAACGUGGUUGAAUGUAUGAGAUCCCAAUAGCCUGCUAUUUUUCUCACUUCUUGUAUUUGGUUUAAAGCUACUACAGUUUGCUUUGGACUUCUGAAACUUCAGUGUCAGCUGUGCUGGCGUGGAGGCAGAGCAUCCAAUGGUUAGCUGAUGCGAGGGAGGCUGCUUGGGAGGAAGAUUUUAGCUAUUUAUUUGUGUUUUAGUCAAUGACUAAUUAGUAGGUGCUGCUUGUGCAGCUUGGAGAUUAUCUUCUCUUACUAACUAAAGCUGCCUUUAUUCA
Eublepharis macularius is the source of this 3802-nucleotide messenger RNA. It is a transcript of the gene XYLT1, whose product is annotated as xylosyltransferase 1. The transcript is spliced from 12 exons. Gene Ontology annotation, cellular component: membrane. Gene Ontology annotation, molecular function: protein xylosyltransferase activity. The coding region runs from base 29 to 2557 and encodes 842 amino acids. The record is from RefSeq and is a predicted model, not a curated record. NCBI's taxonomy places the organism in Eukaryota, Metazoa, Chordata, Lepidosauria, Squamata, Eublepharidae. Gene Ontology annotation, biological process: chondroitin sulfate proteoglycan biosynthetic process; heparan sulfate proteoglycan biosynthetic process.